This is a messenger RNA of Cyclopterus lumpus (lumpfish), 2372 nucleotides long. RefSeq names its product ras homolog family member V (gene rhov). The transcript has 3 exons. Gene Ontology annotation, molecular function: GTPase activity; GTP binding. Bases 196 to 906 code for a protein of 236 amino acids. Lineage: Eukaryota; Metazoa; Chordata; Actinopteri; Perciformes; Cyclopteridae. The record is from RefSeq and is a predicted model, not a curated record. Gene Ontology annotation, biological process: small GTPase-mediated signal transduction.
UCGCGACCUGUCUGAGCACUAACUUAACGUCCCCUCACAUGUGGCCCCGUCAGUCACAACGGGACAGGCAGCAGUGUGUGUGAGUGUGUGAGUGAGUGUGUGUGUGUGACGGACCGUCUGCAAGACUCUCAGUAUCUCGCCUCUCGUCACAUCAGCGAGGAAGAGCGUCGAACAAAGUGUACGGCGCGGCUCGACAUGCCACCUCACAUGGAUUACUUCUCCCACGAGUCCCGAGUCCCUUCCGCUUGCGGGCUGACCCGGGAGGACGAGCUGGAGCCCGGCGUCAUCAGCUGCAUGCUGGUCGGAGACGGAGCGGUCGGGAAGACCAGCAUGAUUGUCAGCUACACCUCCAACGGGUACCCCACCGAAUACCAGCAGACCGGCUUCGACGUCUUCUCCGGCCAGGUCCAAGUGGAAGGAGCUCCGCUUAAAGUUCAGCUUCUGGACACUGCUGGACAGGAGGAGUUUGAUGAAUUCAGAGCUCUGUCCUACGCCCACACGGACGUCUUCCUCCUGUGCUUCAGCAUGGUCAACCCCACCUCGUUCCACAACAUCACCAAGAAGUGGGUCUCCGAGAUCCGGGCGUACAACCCGUCCUCGCCCAUCGUCCUGGUCGGGACCCAGUCGGACCUCUUGUUGGACGUGAACGUCCUCAUCAACCUGGACCGGUCCCACGUCAAGCCCAUUCCGAGCUCCCGGGCUCGGAGCAUGGCGGAGAAGAUCCGCGCUGCGGACUACGUGGAGUGUUCGUCGCUCACGCAAAAGAACCUGAAGGAGGCGUUUGACGCGGCCAUCUUUGCAGCCAUUAAGAACAAAACCCGCAAGUCCAAGAAGAGGAGGUUUUCGGACCGACGCACCAAAGCUUUCUCCCGGUGCAGCUGGAAGAAGUUCUUCUGCUUCGUCUGAAACUUCCCGAAAAAAACAAGACUGCUAACCCUGUGGGUCGUGGACAGAAGUUUAAUUUAUUUAUCUCCCUUUUACCUUCGCUUGCUGUCACAGCUCUGAUUCAUGGCAGUUUAGCAUCCUUCCUUGUUAAGUGUGUGUGUUGGCUUAUGUCACGUUGGGAUGCCAAAUGGUGCAACAAGGGGGGGAAACAAUACAUGAGCACGGGGUAGAAUUGGGAAGUAACAUCUGUGGAGAACAGCUGAGAGGAGUCUGGGUUUCACACUCCAGCAGACACACACACACACACACAGGGCAGCAGUGUUGUUCACAUUAUAUUCAAAUGUGGAUUUUGUUCCAGGUAAAUGAGAAAAAAACUAAACAACCACAUGUGUUUCAUGUAAAAAUCAAAGUGUGUGUGUAGGCUUUCAUGCGUACGCAUCGCCGGUGGGAUCAAAAGGAACAUAUCGACGUGCAGCCACGGAGAUCGAGCCCAGACCAUCAUGUAAAUGUGGAGGAAUUUGAAUGCGUUGCUUUGCUGCAAAGAGAGAGAGUGAGAAACAGAAAGUGUCCGUGGUCGAGCCGACGGGGCGUCAGCCACUUCUCUGUUGUGUUCUCUUGCUGUCUGUCUACACCGGCCUAUUUAUAUGCAAGUUCAGACUGCAGUGCGAGGUGCCACCUUCUUACGUGUGUGUGUGUGUGUGUGUUUGUAUCUGUGUGUGUGUGUGUUAGUGAAAGUGCCCCAGGCUGGUUCUGGGCUGCCCGGUGUGUUGUUGUGUUGAGUUAAUCACCUGACAAUCUUAUCACUCCCUGGCAUAUAUGUUAAAUCAGGAUUUUUAUCAACCAUAUUUAACAUCGGCAGAAAAAGAAACACGGGCCGGAUGAUUUGCUGGAUCAAACGUCUUAAAUCCCGCAUCUGAGGUGAAAGGAUCCGUGGGAGUGGUAACCUUUUGUUUAUUUGUUUGUUGCCCCCCGUCUCCCACCAAUCUGCAUCUGUAAAAUCCAGCACCGCCGGGGGUCUUGAUGUCCUGGCCUGGCUUUUUUAAUUCGCCCCUCCUUUUGUUUACAAGCUCAAUACACUCCUUGUGUCCCCAAUAGCCCACUGUGUACAGAGCUAGACAGACUCUACUUUAAUGUGAAAGGUAAUACACUUUCUUUCUUCCUUGUGUCUGUGAUGUGUGUAAGAAGGUAAGAUGUUGCUCUCCAGUGUAAUGAUAUCUGCAGGAUAUAGUUUGUAUAUAAGUACCCAGAGCCAGGGAUAGGCUUUACUAUACUUCUUGUGGAAGCUUAAUGUAUAUGUUAUCCUGUUUUGUUAAAACAGGUCAUUUGUCAUUUAUAUGUGUAUAUUGGAUGAGAUUUUUUUUUAAUGCAUGUACUCCACGUGUGUUUUGUUACAUUUUCCUAUCACUGUCACUAAUCUCCAUUGACCAUCUCCUUCUCGAUUGCACGUGGGAGUGAGACGAUGCAAAUAAAAAGAAGUGCAAAUGAUA